Messenger RNA from Lodderomyces pseudojiufengensis, 1960 nucleotides. RefSeq lists its product as uncharacterized. The record is from RefSeq and is a predicted model, not a curated record. The transcript has a single exon. Gene Ontology annotation, molecular function: GTPase activator activity. The annotation marks the transcript as partial. NCBI's taxonomy places the organism in Eukaryota, Fungi, Ascomycota, Pichiomycetes, Serinales, Debaryomycetaceae. Gene Ontology annotation, cellular component: plasma membrane; neuromuscular junction.
UGAAAAUCAACAACCUCAACAACAGCAUCAAAUUCAAAAUCAACAAAUUCAAAAUCAACAAAAUCAAAAUCAACAAAAUCAACAACAUCAAAAUCAAGAUCAACAAGAUCAACAACAAAAUCCUGAUUACUUUUUUGAUUUUGUUGAAUAUGUAUUUAAACCAUCAAUUUUAAUGGGUCUUGAAAAACCUGAUCCUUCAUUAUUUGUUAUUGAAGAUGAAGAAGAAGAUGAAGACGAAGGAAACAACAGCAACAACAGCAACAACAGCAACAAAAUUGAAGGUGAUAAAAAAAAUGAAAAUCAAAAUGUUAUUAAAAAAUUAAAUAAAGCUGAAUUAAAAAAAAUCCGUCAGGAUAAAAUUAUUAAAGCAAAUGAUGAAUUGAAAAGUUUUGCAAUUAAUUCUUCAAAUGUCAACAAUUUGAAAAAGAAAGUUCAAUUUGGUAGAGUCUAUUUAGUCGAAAAUGUUGGCUCAGAAAUUAAAGUCAUGAAAGAUUUGAAUAAUGAUCAGUUCAUUCCAGAACAUAUAAUGAUUAAAAUGGAUAAUGAAAUAAUUGAAAGAAACAUCAAAUAUAGAGCAAGAUCAAGAUCUGGUAAAAAGGAUAAAGUUGAAACAUUAGGUGCUAUGAAUAAUGAAGGAACUAAACCCGUAGAUUCAGGAAGUGCAGAAUGCAAUCCAGUUGGAAAUUUAAAAUUGAAACCAGUUGAAGAAUUAAAAUUAAAACCAGCUGUAGAAUUAUAUCCAAAAAUUUCUAAUGAAAAAGAAGUGGAAAUCAUAAUAGAAUCAUCAAAAGAUUUCUUAAGAAAAGAAAAAGCUUGCAUCAAAAAAACUGCUACCGAUUGGUGGGAAAAUAAUGAAAUUGAUUCCCCUUUGACUUUGGACGAUUUAACCAAAAUUAAAAGAUGGGGAAAAUCUAAUGAUAGAAAUCUCGAUUGGAGAGAAAUUUCCUUGGUACAAACACAAGAAGUUUUAGUUGAAGAAGAAUUAUUACCAAAAAAACCAAUUCAGAAAUUGAAUAAUUAUUUAGAUUUUGGAAAAAAAUUAGAUAUUCCUUUAUGCAUUAAACCUACCAAGUGGGUACCAAUUUUAGAAACUAUAUAUGAAGAAGUUGAAGAACCUCAAAAUGAAAAUUAUAAUUCUGAAAAUACAUCAAUAAAUUUAGAAGACAGAAUUAAAGAAUCGUUUAUCAAUUUAUUCAAAGGAAAAAAUCCUGAUAUAUUUGAUAAAAAAAAAUGUCAACUAUAUUAUGAAAAAUUUUUUAAUUUAAGUAAAAACAUUGUUGCUGAUUUGGAAGGUCAAGAAGAAGAAGAUUUAUCAUCAUGUUAUAACGAAACAGAAAAAGAAGAUGAAAAUUAUUUGACAGAUGAUGAAGAAUCAGUAGAAGAUUACGAAUCUAGUUUUGAAGAAGAUGAACAUUCAUUAUUAUCAGAAGAAGAAGAUGAAAAUUAUAUGGCAGAUGAUGAAAAAUCAGUAGAAGAUUACGAAUCUAAUUUUGAAGCAGAUGAAUCUUUAUUAUUAUCAGAAGAAGAAUAUUCAGAUUCAGAAAGAGAAACUUUUCUUUUCCAACCAAUUGAAAAUGAUAUCAUCAAAGGUAUUGUCAUGAAAUGUCUUGACGAUGAAAUGAAUUUAGCUGAUGAAAUGUUCGAAAAUAAGAAUCAUUCUGAAGAAGAAAUUGAAUUGUUCAUUAAAUUAGAAAAUGAACAUGUAUCAUUAGAUGAAUCAUCAUCAUCAGAUGAAGAUGAACUAGCAAUAUGUUGUGAAUUAGAAGAUUGGAAUGUUUCGUUCGAGGAAGGAGACGAAGAAUAUGAAAAUGACUUCAUUAAAUCAGCCGAUUCACUCCAGGUUAGAAGUGUUGUUUAUAAGCCUGGUGAUGAAAUAAUUAGAAAAAUCAUACACGAUGAAUUAUUAGAAAAUAUGGAAGAUUUAAUGAAUUUCAAAACUCCUGUCAAUUUUGGGAAAUGA